Molecule: messenger RNA, 1591 nt
Organism: Sphaeramia orbicularis (orbiculate cardinalfish)
Lineage: Eukaryota; Metazoa; Chordata; Actinopteri; Kurtiformes; Apogonidae
Gene: ptx4
Product: pentraxin 4, long
Exons: 5
Coding region: 40-1521 (493 amino acids)
Source: RefSeq, a predicted model, not a curated record
CCGUGCUUUCAGCUGCAUCUGUCCCAGCUCUGCUGCACCAUGGGCGGCAUCAGGCCUGUUCACUGGGCCCUGAUCCUGGCUCACAUACUCCUACUGCAAAUUCAACCCAUCAAGGUCCAGGGAGCAGAUCCAGUGUCACAGAAACUGCGACGGCUCAAUGAACAGUUCCAGCAGUUCCAGGCCCUGACGCAGGCCCGCUUGGAUAUGCUGACCCUGAUCCAGAACCGCAACUCCUCUGGGGGGUUGGAGAGUCGUGUUCAGGCCCUGAAUGACCAUUACCACCACAUGUCACAUGAUCUUGAACAUCUCAAACAGAGUACAACUCAGGAGUUAGGCAGUCUCAGAGAGUGGAAUAAGAAGCUUGAGAAGAAGAACAAACGGAUGGAGGGUCGUAUGGCUUUAAUAGAGAGGAACUUGAGGGACAACUGUCGACAAUUCCAGAAACAGAAACCUGAUCUUGGUCAAGAUUUUUCUAACCUCACCUUGGAGCUCCAGAACCAAGAGGAAAGGUUGGCGGCCCUGCAAAUCCAACGUGAUGAGCUGCUCAUCGGCCUGAAAGGUUUACAGGAUUCCUUAAAAAAACAGGAGCUUCGUGUGAUCCAACUGGAGGGGCGGCUCACCUCAGCCCCGGACAUGACCUCAGCCGACACAUGCAGCAUCCCCAGUCUCAGAUCCAGCUGCCGGCUCAAACGCGGGCCCUACCCAGUCACGCAAGAACAGCUGCUUCCUAAACCUUAUGGCGCCACCCAGCAUGGAGUCCUGCAAGACAGAAAAACCCAGGUCCAACUCCAUCCUAAACCCACUAAAGAGAUUUGCAACGUGGACUCCAUGCUGUUCUUCCCCUCUGCCUCUGAACAGAACUACGUCACCUUCUCCUUAAGUCUCCCCAACCUUCCUGAACUUUCUAUGUGUCUGUGGCUCCGUGUGGACACCUCUCAUGUGGGCACGUUGCUCUCCUACGCCACUCAUGACAAUGACAACCAGUUAGUUUUGUAUGGGCGUAACUCCUCUGUCUCGUCUACAUCCUUCUCUGCUUCUUCCUCAUCAUCCCAUCUUUCCUAUUCUUCUCUUUUCGCACCAAAAUCCUUCCCCUCCCUGGACUUUGUCAUUGGAGACCCCGUCUUUCGGCGUCUUCCCAUCUCCUCUCUUAUGGACUCCAGGUGGCAUCAUCUCUGCGUCGUCUGGUCCUCCAUUCAGGGUCGUUUCUGGCACUACAAUAACCGCCGCCUCGCCUCCACAGGCUCCGACUUCAGGAAGGGCUGGGAGAUUCCUGGAGGUGGAUCAGUGGUGCUGGGGCAGGAGCAGGACUCUGUAGGCGGGGGGUUUGACAGGGCAGAGGGUUUUGCUGGACAAAUGGCAGGGUUCAGAAUAUGGGACCGGGUGCUGAGUCCUUCUGAGGUGGAAGGGGUGGCAGAAGGCCGAGGGGUGCCCAGAGGGGUGGUGCUUGGCAUGGAGGACAUAAAACAGGUACAUGGGGAGGUGCAGCAGGUGGCAUGUGAAUGUUUAGAGCACUGUCUCUGAUUAACCCAUAACAGAAGAGUCAGGAUUCUAUGGGCCUGUAUAAUUCACUACAAACCCAAACCUAGACAAA